AUGCAGCGCAUACGUUGUGACAAGAACCCCGACGACCCAAACGGCAUCUGUCUCACUUGCAGAAAAGUCACUCUUGCAAGGACAGGCCAGCUGCCCUGUCUGAGGUACAAGAUUGCUGAUAUCGCACUGUACAAGUCAGGGCAGGUCCCAAGGUAUGAGUGGACCAAGAGAUGGCCGAAUGAGCUGUCGGAUCCGGAGUGGGCUUCUCCGGAAAUUAGAACCAUUCGCAUCGCUGAGGGGUACUCUGCCAACUUUGUGGAAAUACAAGUCCGUCGGUUCGUCCCGGGAGACAAGGACAAAUUGGAGAGGACAUGGGACUAUAAGGGAGAGAAGAGGUCUGUACCCAUACCACCCUUUGCCCUUACCGACCCCCCAAAGACUAGGAAAGCCUGGGCCAAGCACAUUGAUGCAAGCAUCAACGAUACGCUGAAAAAGAUUACCAGGUCGAUCAAGGGGUCGUCGGUCAACGUGAUGCAGAGGACCUAUCUCGAAGCAUAUCGCAUGGCUCAGAGAAGGGAUGUUCCCACGGAAGUGUCUGAUAUCUUGCAGUCGACAAUCAGGUUGUGGACGUCGACAAGACUCAACACCAUUUCGUGCUUCAUCGUGGGUGAGGAAACCUUGGACAUGCCGGCUGACAUAUUGGACGAAACCAGCCCCACGCCGGGCAAGGUGCCGUUGCCGCCAGUUAUGGGCGAGCAGCUUAACCUGAUCAUCAUUCAUCAGAUCCAGGCCAAGCUGCGAAAGUCGGUACUGGACCAGCUGCAAAAGAUUGUGCAGAAGAACAAGCAGAGCACUUGGCUUGUGACGUACUACGUGGACUUUAUCUUGCUGCACAAUGCGUCCAUGAUUAUCGCUCACGACGCAGGGUAUGCGAAGAAGCAUGGCAUCAAGCGACGCUUCGCCCGGGAGGAUAAGGUCAAGGAGUACCACGUUGGUGCAAACAUUGUGCUUGCAUAUUUUCACUACUGCAACAAGGGUUUGUAUCCAUUUUCAGACGAGUGCACAGACGCGGAGCUGAGAAGCCUGGCCGCGCUGACGGAGCAAGACAUUGGGCUUGUUCGUGGCAUGGCGGCAUAUGCGAAGCUAAGAGGGACGGAGUGGCAGAGGCUGCGCGAGUCUCAGGAGUAUGAUCACGCCGAGUACUACAUUUGCCAAAUGUUUGAGCAGAACUGGAAGCCUCGGCCGAUGGUUGUCUAG
Messenger RNA from Cordyceps fumosorosea ARSEF 2679, 1197 nucleotides. RefSeq lists its product as hypothetical. The transcript has 5 exons. The coding region runs from base 1 to 1197 and encodes 398 amino acids. NCBI's taxonomy places the organism in Eukaryota, Fungi, Ascomycota, Sordariomycetes, Hypocreales, Cordycipitaceae. The record is from RefSeq and is a predicted model, not a curated record.